Messenger RNA from Moneuplotes crassus, 475 nucleotides. The record is from the annotation of a GenBank genome assembly. Lineage: Eukaryota; Ciliophora; Spirotrichea; Euplotida; Euplotidae.
UUUAUAUAAUAAUAUUAUAAAAUGGCAUAUUCAAACUCUAAUAGGUUCAGACCAAUUGAUAAGUUUACUAAUUAUUUCUGGAAUGAUGAGAAAACAUCUACUGAUGAUCUUAUUAAUGAUCCAGAGAGAUUCUUAUUGACUCAAGAUGGUGUUUUUGAUGCCGAAGGAGGAUAUACAGGAGCUUUCAUUCACUUCAGUGUCUUAGCAGGAGGAAUAGCAGCAUUGUUCGCAUUCAGACCAACCCUUGCAACCUAUUUCAUGAAGGGAUCCCUUAGAUUCAAUGAAUGGGCACUGAUCGGAGGUACAGGAAUUUUAAGUUAUCAAUUGGGAUAUUGGACUGGAGUUUCCACAUUCGGAGAUGCUCACAGACUUGAAAACCAUUACGCUGCAUACACUCUCGUGAAAUCCCAGAACAGAUAUGAGGGAAGAACCAACUUGCUGAAGAAACCAUCCUUCUAAUGUGAACUGCUAAAUA